This is a messenger RNA of Drosophila innubila, 3904 nucleotides long. RefSeq names its product chromosome-associated kinesin KIF4 (gene Klp3A). The coding region runs from base 196 to 3789 and encodes 1197 amino acids. Gene Ontology annotation, biological process: microtubule-based movement; mitotic spindle organization. Gene Ontology annotation, molecular function: ATP binding; microtubule motor activity; microtubule binding. The transcript is spliced from 7 exons. Lineage: Eukaryota; Metazoa; Arthropoda; Insecta; Diptera; Drosophilidae. The record is from RefSeq and is a predicted model, not a curated record.
UUUUCGAAUUUUGUAAGCAGUGUGAUUAAAAGGCGGCCGUUUGUUGUUUGUUAUUUGUUAUUUUAAGCGUCGAUUCGUGUUAAAUUAGCUAACUUGUAAGGAUAUUUGUGGCAUCUGAGUGUUGCAGUUUGAGAAGUGCAGUAGGAGCAGCUAAAAACACCUCUAUUAGUUAAAUACAGAUUGUGUGCAGAAGAAAUGUCGGAUUCAGUGACAGUUGCGUUGCGCGUGCGCCCGCUGGUAAAGUCGGAACUGGAGCGAGGCUGCCGCAUUGCCGUGCAACGCGCCGUCGACGGGACGCCACAGGUGACGGUGAAUCGCAGUGAUUCCUUCACGUACAACUACGUCUUUGACAGCAGCGACACACAGCAGGCCAUCUACGAGAGCUGUGUGCGCAGCAAGCUGAAGAAACUGCUGCGCGGUUACAAUAUUACGAUAUUGGCAUACGGCCAGACAGGAUCCGGCAAGACGUACACAAUGGGAACGGCUUUUGAUGGGGUCAUGGAUGAGAAUGUUGGCGUUAUACCGCGCGCAGUACAUGAAAUAUUCCAGGAGACAGCUGCCAUGGAGGAUGAGUUUAAUUUCAAAAUCACCUGCUCAUUUGUGGAACUGUAUCAGGAGCAGUUCUUUGAUCUAUUCUCGCCGAACAAACGGGAGGAGAGCACCGUGGACAUACGGGAGGAUAAGAAUCGUAUUGUCAUACCGGGACUCACCGAGGUGGAGGUGUCCGAUGCCAAGCAAGUGACCGAUCAGCUGAUGCGCGGCUCCUCAGGUCGAGCAGUUGCCUCGACCGCCAUGAAUGAGACUUCAUCCCGUUCCCAUGCGAUAUUCACACUGACCGUGAUUGCCACCAUGAAGACUGGCCAAAAAUCGGUGACCACGUCGAAAUUCAAUUUGGUGGAUCUCGCUGGCUCGGAGCGCUGCUCCAAGACGCUUGCUUGUGGGGAUCGCUUCAAGGAAGGCGUUAAUAUCAACAAGGGUCUGCUGGCGCUGGGCAAUGUCAUCAAUGUGCUUGGUUCUGGACAAACGGCGGUUUAUGUGCCUUAUCGACAGUCGAAGUUGACGCGCCUGCUGCAGGACUCGCUGGGUGGCAAUUCCAUAACAUUAAUGAUUGCCUGCGUCAGUCCCGCCGACUACAACGUGGCGGAAACGCUCAGUACACUGAGAUAUGCGGAUCGUGCGCUGCAGAUCAAGAACAAGCCGGUCGUGAAUGUGGAUCCACAUGCGGCUGAAGUGAUGAUGCUGAAAGAUGUCAUACAAAAGCUGCGUAUGGAGCUAUUGGGCACCGGUGGCGGCGGAGGUAACGUUGGAGUUGCCUUUGAAGCAGGUGGAAGUGGAGCAGCGGCAGUGGAGGGACAGCGGAUUAGCGAGCAACUGCAGCAGCUGCAAAAGACAAAUGCGCUCAUUGAGAAGAAGAAUCGAAAGCUGCAGCAGGAACUGCAGCAAGCACUCAUCGAUCUGGCCGAGAAUGAGAUGCGUGCUCACAUGGCGGAAGUAACGCACGAUAAACUAAAGGCACAUGUGCUCGAAUUGAAGGCGAAACUAAGUGAGACAGCUGUGCCAAAGAUUGAAGAGCUUGUGGAGCAAUCCCAGAGCGAUGCCCUGUGGCAACAGCAACUACGCGAAAUCACGCAACUCGUCACCAACGUGGACGAGGAGCUGCAGCAAACGGAAAGCGCUUUGCAGACGCAUCGCAAGGAGUGCCUCAAUGGCAGCGGCGUCGCAGGCAAUGAGGAGUCCAACUCGGGCUGCCAGGAGACACACGAGCUGCUGCAGUCACGAACCGAGGAGCAUACCAUGAAGCAGCUCAAUCUCAACGGCGAACUUCGCAACAUUAAUCGUCAGCUGAAUCUGAAGCAGGAAUUGCACGAUCGCGUUGCCCGGAACUUCGAUCAACUGCAGGACGAUGACAUUGAUGAGAAGUUCAAGCAAUGCGAACUGAAGAUCGGUCAGCUGGAAGCGGAGCGACGUGAGCUCAUGGAACAACUGCGUACCACAAAGCAAAAGGAUACAUCCGCCAAGCUGGCCGAGGAGCGUCGCAAGCGAUUGCAGGCGCUGGAGCAAGAGGUGACCGAUAUGCGACGCAAGAUGACUCAGCAGGCCAGCAUGCUGAAGAUGCGCGAAAAGGAGCGCGAAAAGAUACAGAAUCUAAGCAGCGAGAUACGCGCCAUGAAGGAGUCCAAGGUGAAACUGAUACGGGCCAUGCGCGGCGAAUCGGAGCGAUUCCGCCAGUGGAAAUUGAUGAGCGAAAAGCAGCUGACCCAGCUCAAGAGCAAGGAUCGCAAGAUGCAGAGUGAAAUGGUGCGCCAGGAGACGUUGCAUGCCAAGCAGCGUCAGGUGCUAAAGCGCAAGUGCGAGGAGGCGAUGGCCACCAACAAGCGCUUAAAGGAUGCCCUGGAGCGUCAAAGAGCUGCGCAGGCGCAACGUCAACGACAUGCCAAAGAUCAACCAGGAGCAGCCAAGCUGGAUGCUUUGGUAGAUCGCGAACUGGAGGUGAUAUUAUCGUUGAUCGAUGCUGAGCACAGUCUGGAGCAGCUAAUGGAGGAUCGCGCUAUCAUCAAUACGCAUUGCAAUGAGAUUAGAGAGCAGCAAUCCAACCCAGACGAAGAUCAGGCUCAGCUGCUGGUCAGCCUCGAGGAGGAGCUGGAGAUGCGCAAUGCCCAAAUCGCUGAUCUGCAGCAGAAGGUCUGCUCCAACGAUCUGGAUAGUCGGAUGCGUGCUCUAUGCGAGAAUGUGCAAAGCAUUGGGGAAUCGCGUGCGAUCACCAAACAGCUGCUCAAGAGUCUCGUCCAGCAACGGCGUGAACAGGCCCAGGGCAUUAUGGAGCAAAAGAUGCUGUUGGAUGAGCAGCGCAGCCAGUUGAAUGAGGAACGGCAACGGCACGAGGAGCUAACCAAACGCUUGCGACUGGAAGAGUGCAAGCAUGAAGAGCUAAUGGUUAAUCUACAGCGCAACUAUGAGGAGAAGGUGGCUGUCCUAUUGCGCAGCUCACACCAGUCUGGCCAUCAAGGUGACACAGCUGAAGACUUGGAGCGACAGCAGAUUGUCGAGGAGAUGCUUCGCAAAAAAGAAGAGCUCCAACAAGAGCUCGAUAAGCUGAAGCUCAAGUCACAAAAACGCAUCGCCGUUCAAGUACCAAGCCCCAUCGAGGUCAACGACGAGGAGUUGGACAACUCUUUUGACGGCGAUGAUGAAAUGAACAACACUUUGGGCAGCGAUACCGAGUGGAUACCGGAGAAACGCUCCAGAAAAUCAAAUAACACCUCAAAGGCUAAGAGAAAUCCAGAUAGCAGCAACACCAGCAUCGAGAACACCUCCAACUCCGUGCAAGUCACCAUGAAUGCGAGCUCAGUGGCAGAUGAAACGCGUAAAACUUUCCGGGGUUGCAGAUGUCGCACGAAAUGCGAUUCGAAACGUUGCGGUUGUUUUUCAAAUGGCAACACUUGUGCCAGCUCCUGCAAGUGCAGUGGAAAAUGCCUGAAUCCUUUCAAUACAGACAACAAUGCCGAUAAGGAGAACUCGACGCCUGCCAAUCUUCAGAAUGUUACAGUUACGCUGAAAAGUCAUUCGCCUAAGGAAAGAAGCACCAUUUCGGAAGUUGAUGAGAAUGACACUAAUAAAUCGGAUCCAGAUAUGGAAGCAAUAGAGAAAACGCCUACGAAACUUUCAACUCAUAGCAGCUGUGGACCUCUCUCAACUGUCAACUCGAUCAUGGAGGUGACCGCCUCCAAACUGCCCAUGCACUCCCAACUGAACUUUGAUACGCCAUCAUCCAAAAAGAAGUUCUUUUAACUAAUACGUAUUAUAAUCAUAUGUCAUUUUAGUAUAUAUUCAUAUUGUUAUUGUCUAGUUUAAGUGAUUAUUUUUUUAUAUCAUAUUUCUUUAUUUCGUGUGUUUUCUUUAUAAA